AACAUUGGCAAAUUAUAUAUAGAAUUUAAUUGAAGUUACGGGUACGCUACAUGUACUACUAAAUUUUAUCAGGGAAAGUUGGGAAAACAGAAAAUGUCAACUAGCUCAUUGAAUAAUAAUAAUAAUAAUAAUAAAAAUAAUAAAAAAACAAAAAUAAGUAAAGAUAAAAUAUCAUCAAAUAAUGGAUCAGUUGUUAUGAAAAUUAAAAAUGAUGGUUCAGAGAAUGGUGGUGGUGGUGGUGGUCCUCAUCAUAGAUUUAUUGAUGAAACUGCUGAAGAAGAAAGUUCAGAUGAUGAGCCAGAAUCAGAGAGUGAAGAUGAAACAAGAUUUGUCAAUGAUGAAACACCAGAAUUACCAUCAGAAUUUUGGCAAUUACAAAAACUUAUUAAAUAUACUAAAGCUGGUAACCAAACAGCAACAACUGUUGCAUUAUGUUUACUAAAAAAUUAUCAACUUGAUAGUCGGCAAAUUCAACGUGCAAUAAGAGAAAUGGGAGGACUUGAAGUAUUAGUUAAUCUUCUUGAAACAAAAGAUAUAAAAUGUCAGCUAGGAUCAUUGGCAGUAUUAGCAAGAUUAGGAAAUUGUUAUGAAACACGUAAAUAUUUAAUUGAUCUUGGAAUAGUUUCACCUCUAAUUAAAAUGUUAAAACAACAAGCAAGAGAUGUGAAAAUUCUAGCAGCUGAAACAAUGGCAAAUGUUGCUAAAAUGAGAAAAGCAAGAAAACAAAUUAGAAUUAGAUCUGGAAUUGCUCUAAUUCUUGAUGCGAUGGAUGUUCCUGAUAAUAUUUUACAUAAAAAUCCUGAUCAACUUAAUGAAUCAGAACAACAACAUAUUUCAGUUGCAAUAGCAUGUGCUAAAGUCGUUGAUGCAUUAAGUAGUAGUCCAAAAAUAAAAGAGCAACUUAGAAAACACGGUGUUGUUUUUUUUAUGAGUAGAUUUUUAAAAUCAUCACAUAUUAAAUUAAUCAUUCCAAUCAUGGGUGCAGUACAACAAUGUGCUGACUUGAAUGUAUUUCGUCUGGCAUUUGAACAAAUGGAAAUAAUAAAUGAGAUAAUAAAACAUUUACAAAACAGUGAAAUGUUGGAAAAAAAAAAUGACACAAAUCAAAAGCCAAAUGACAAUGAUGAUGAUGGUAAUAAUAAAAAAUCAAAUGAAAAUAAUGAAAUAAUAAAAUUACAAGAAAAUUGUGCAUUAGCAAUAUUUAAAUGUUCAUCAAAUAAAUUAACAAGAGAUAUGGUUAGACAAUCUGGUGGUCUAGAUCCACUUUGUAGAUUGUUACAAAAUAAUAAAGUUAAAGAAAAUAAAAAACUUUUAGCAGCUGUUACUGGUGCAAUAUGGAAAUGUGCAAUAAGUCCAGAAAAUGUACAAAGAUUUAAUCAAAAUGAAUUGGUAUUAUCAUUGAUACCACUACUUGAAGAGAAUGAAGAUGAUGAUGUGUUGACAAAUGUUGUUGGUGCAUUGGCUGAGUGUUGUGUUGAUCCAACAAAUCGACAUGUAUUGAGAAACAACAAUGGUCUACCAAAAUUAAUUAGGCUGCUGAGUGCAACAUAUGAGCCACUGUUGGAAAAUCUUCCUCUUGUUAUUAAAGAAUGUGCUGAAGAUGAACAAUGUAUGGAUAUUAUAAAUGAUUCAACACAUUCACUUGAUGGUGUUAGACUUGUUUGGUCAUUAUUAAAACAUCCAAGUAAUAUUGUUAAAAAAAAUGCAUGUUUAGCACUUGUUCCUUGUAUUAAAAAUGCAAAAGAUUCAUCAGAAAUGGUACGUGCAUUUGUUGGUGGUCUUGAAUUAACAGUAUCAUUACUUGAAAGUCAUGAUAAUGAUGUAUUAGCUGCUGUUUGUGCGACAAUUGCUGCAAUUGCUGUUGAUUCAGAAAAUCUUGGUAUUUUAACUGAUCAUGGAGUUGUUAAAAAACUUGCUGAUCUUGUUAAUACUGAAGAUGAAAAUUUGAGGGCAAAUUUAACAUUAGCAAUUGCAUUUUGUUGUGAAUGGGAAAAUAAUAAUUAUGAAUUUGGGAGACUGAAUGCAGUUGCACCACUUGUUAGCUAUGCAAAUAGUAAAAAUAAAAAUGUACUUAAGGGUGUUUCUAUUGCAUUUUAUCAUUUAAGUAAAGAGCCAUUAAAUUGUAUUACAAUGCAUACGUGUGGUGUUAUUAAACAUGUACUUGAACUUGUUGGUUCAGAUGAUCCAGAAGUACAAAUUGCUGCAGCAACGACUAUUAGAAAUAUUAGAAAACUUGCAUUGACUGCUGAAAAAAUGCAUUUUGGUGAAAUUAAUACUCUUGAAGAAAUAAAUUAUCAUGCUUAAAUAAAAUUAUUUUACAUAAAAAAUUUGCAAAAAAAAAAAAAAAAACAAAAUUUUAAUCAAGCCAGAAUCAGAAUUACGUCCCUCAGUUAAAAACUGUGGUAAUCAUGGAAAAUCAAGUGUAAAAUUUUCUUCAUUUUCUGACAAACAAAAUUUUGUAAAUUUCAUGAUAUAUAUAUACUAAAGCCCACUAAUCAUCUCCACCUGUGAGAAAAUAAUUUACUCAAUAUUAUCUUUUCAAAAUAAAAAUAAUCACAAAAUAAACAUAUCAUAAAUACAAAAAAUUAAACA
Molecule: messenger RNA, 2592 nt
Organism: Aphidius gifuensis
Lineage: Eukaryota; Metazoa; Arthropoda; Insecta; Hymenoptera; Braconidae
Gene: gudu
Product: armadillo repeat-containing protein gudu
Exons: 7
Coding region: 94-2304 (736 amino acids)
Molecular function (GO): protein binding
Source: RefSeq, a predicted model, not a curated record